Suncus etruscus (white-toothed pygmy shrew) is the source of this 1344-nucleotide messenger RNA. It is a transcript of the gene CATSPER4, whose product is annotated as cation channel sperm associated 4. NCBI's taxonomy places the organism in Eukaryota, Metazoa, Chordata, Mammalia, Eulipotyphla, Soricidae. Gene Ontology annotation, cellular component: membrane; acrosomal vesicle; CatSper complex. The record is from RefSeq and is a predicted model, not a curated record. The coding region runs from base 1 to 1344 and encodes 447 amino acids. The transcript is spliced from 11 exons. Gene Ontology annotation, biological process: flagellated sperm motility; transmembrane transport; sodium ion transport. Gene Ontology annotation, molecular function: voltage-gated calcium channel activity; calcium-activated cation channel activity.
AUGACCUAUUAUAAAAGGACCUGGUGGCAGGAAUGGACGGAUGCCAAUACCUAUAUGAAACCUCUUGCCAGCAUGAGGGCCACUCCCCAGCACUACAAUAGGCUAGAGGAGCAAGUGCUCAUCAAUCGCCAUGACAUCAUGAGACAGAAGGAUGCCUGGGACAUACAGGAGUUCAUCACUCGAAUGUAUGUCAAGCAACUGCUCCAACACCCAGCUUUCCAGUUGCUGGUGGCCUUUCUGCUGGUGGUCAAUGCCAUCACUAUUGGACUACGUACCAACUCCUUCCUUAGCCAGAAACACUAUGAGUUGUUCUCUAUCAUAGAUGACAUUGUGCUGACAAUCCUUAUCUGUGAGGUUAUUCUCAACUUGUUAAAUGGCUUCUGGAUUUACUGGAAGGACGGCUGGCACAUCCUCAACUUUAUUGUCGUCUUUAUCUUACUCCUGGGAUUCUUCAUUAAUGAAUUGAAUUCCAUCUGUAUUACCUAUACCCUCAGGGUCCUUCGUCUGCUACCUGUUUGCAUGGCUGUGAAGCCCCUUGCCCGGAUCAUCCUCGUCAUCCUGCAGUCGGUGCCAGACAUGGCCAAUAUCAUAGCUCUCAUCCUCUUCUUCAUGCUGGUGUUUGCUGUGUUUGGGGUCACUCUCUUUGGUCCAUUUCUGCCUCAGCAUUUCCAGAACCUACGGAUUGCCCUGCAUACUCUCUUCAUCUGUUUGACCCAGGAUGGUUGGGUGGACAUCUACGAUUCUUUUCAGAUGAACACGAGGGAGUAUAUAAUGGAGAUUGGUGGUGCUAUCUAUUUUGCCAUCUUCAUUAUCAUUGGUGGCUUUAUUGGCAUCAACCUGUUGAUUGUUGUGGUGAUCACCAAUCUGGAGCAUAUGAUGAAGGAAGGAGAGCAUGAGCAGCAGCAGCAAAUCAUCUUCACUGAGGGAGGUAACAUAGAAGAGGAUGAAAAUGAGGAGCUGCAGCUGGUGCACUGUGAUUUUGUACGCUCAGAGCAAUCAAACAACCCUCAGACCCCACUCAAGAAAAGUGCCCUGCCUAAUCUCUCGGAAGACCAGUGCGACAACUUUUGCUUGGUGCUGGAAGCAAUCCAGGAAAACUUGAGGCAGUACAAGGAGAUUCGCAAUAAGCUCAACAAUAUAGUGGAAGAAGUACGCUCCAUCCGCUUCAACCAGGAGCAGGAGGAAGAGAUGCUUCGUAGGCAUUUGCCAGUGAGAUUGUCGAUGGAAAGCGGGUCGUUGUAUGACAUGACACAGCAGCAAGACUUGAUCACUGCGCUCGUCAACAUAGAAAAGGUUCAAGAAUCUGCAACAAAUAUGCUCCUUAAAAACAAGUUCAACCCCUGA